AUGUCGGACCCCACACGAGCCCCAACAGCGAUUCUUGCGGAAUUCGCGGCGCACGAAGAAGGUGAGAUGGCGUUCCCAGUGUUCAGUGUUAAUGCCAUCCCAUCAUGGCAUACGAGGGUGGUGGGCGACGGGGGGCCGUUUGGGGCCGUGGUGGUGCGUGAGGGAGAGGUGGUAGCGGCGUGUCACAACAUGGUGCUCAGGAACACGGACCCCACUGCACAUGCUGAAGUCACGGCCGUCAGAGAGGCGUGCAGGAAACUAGGCCGCUACGACCUGUCAGACUGCGAGCUGUAUGCGUCGUGUGAGCCGUGCCCCAUGUGUUUCGGCGCCAUCCACCUCUCGAAGAUUAAGCGGCUGGUGUAUGGAGCUCAGGCAGAAGCAGCAUUGGCCAUUGGUUUCGACGAUUUUAUUGCGGACGCCAUUCGCGGCACGGCCUACUACCAGAAAGCGAGCCUGCAGAUCCACAAGGCGGAGGGACACGUGGCUGCUGCUGCAGAAGAGGUGUUUGAAAACACCAAGUCCAAGUUCCAAAUGUACUAA
This is a messenger RNA of Closterium sp. Yama58-4, 540 nucleotides long. The record is from the annotation of a GenBank genome assembly. NCBI's taxonomy places the organism in Eukaryota, Viridiplantae, Streptophyta, Zygnematophyceae, Desmidiales, Closteriaceae.